Messenger RNA from Thermochaetoides thermophila DSM 1495, 4254 nucleotides. Its product is annotated as MAP kinase kinase kinase-like protein. The coding region runs from base 1 to 4254 and encodes 1417 amino acids. The transcript is spliced from 2 exons. The record is from RefSeq and is a predicted model, not a curated record. Lineage: Eukaryota; Fungi; Ascomycota; Sordariomycetes; Sordariales; Chaetomiaceae. Gene Ontology annotation, molecular function: ATP binding; MAP kinase kinase kinase activity. Gene Ontology annotation, cellular component: cytoplasm. Gene Ontology annotation, biological process: stress-activated MAPK cascade; protein phosphorylation.
AUGGCGUCCGAAACCUCCCCGCGAACCGUCCGCUUCUCCCAGCCCGACGGCGACGACCACCAUGGUCGCCCGGACAGAUCCGUGAACGGGACCCGCCAGCAAAACCCCAUAUCGUCCGACACGGACAUCUCGGCUUCGACCGGGUCCCUGGGUUCCACAGGUGACCUGCUCUCAAGCCCACAUCCGGGAGAUGACGACCAGGAUGAUGACCAGGACGACGACCUCGCUUCCCUAGGCCGCUACGUCGAGUCGACAUCCAACGCCCACUCCCAUCCUCAAACCACCUCAGCCCCGAAUGGCCCCAGCAGCCGACAGCGCAGUUCAGGCGAGUCCUCUUCAUACUCUACCGGCAAUAGCAACACCUCGCGGCCCCAGCGUCCUACUGGCCCUGUUCGAACACCGUCAAGCACAUAUCAGCCCUAUGCCCAACGUAGGCCUCAACAGUCAUCUCAACCGAGCUACAUGAGCAGUAGCGGGGUUUCGCAUGGUAAAGAAGUGCUUCGCCCGCGCGGAAUGGGCUCAGCUACCUUUCGCAACCAAGAGCGCGAAUACAUCAGGAGACUGCGGCAGCAAUUAUAUCGUAACGACUACUUUGAUACCUUUACCUCAGGAGACCACGACUCAGACUCGGAGGGAGAGACCCCCUCGUCUGAGGGUCCAUUUGACAGCUACGAGGACGCUCACAUCAUGUUUGCUGCCACCGAUGGAGGUCAGGUCACCGAGGAGGAUCUGAGGAUUCCCUCGAAUCUCGAGCGCCUGGAGUGGCAUUGCAUGCUAGAGACCGUAUUAACGGGCGACGUCGUGCGUCAGGAGAAGAAGCGCAUCAUAGACUCUACGGACGGCGAGCCCCCCGAUAGUCCACAGAAGAGACAGGAGCUGUGGAUGGGCGUCCGGGCCCGUGCCUGCGGUCGUCGGCUAAAUGUACAGAAGAAGGUGAUUGAGGAGGCUCGCCAAGGCCUGGAUACCGCCGUGAACGAGGUCAUCAACUUCACGAUUGCCGGUGAGCGUGUUGCCGGGAAACCGCCCGUUGAGCAGGUUCGUGACGCCCUGGCCAAAAUUGACAAGAUCGAGGCCAUGUUUCCGUCACACAGGGCUCUCAAAGAGGCUCUCAAACCCGUAACCUACCAGUCCUACGUGGAAACGUGCGACGCACUCAUCUCGUGGUACAACGUCAACGAGAUGAUCAACACGCGCCUGGCUAUCCUAAAGAAGUGGGUUGGUAACGAGGAUCUCGAUUUUCAGCGGCCAAAGGACUCGUCGCGCCAGGGCAAUGGCCUGGGCGACGAGACAUCUUUCCUCGACCGCCUCAUGAAGGAAGAGGGCCUCAAGUCACUGCACGAAGACAAUGGCGAAGACGGCAAGCAUCUCAAGCGGAAAAGCAUGCUGGACGGCAUCUCCAUGGUCAUCGCUAAGGCUAAGGACACGCUGAUUCAAAAUGCAGAGGCCUUUCAGAAGCGUCAUUUGCCGCCGUACAUCGAGGAAUUGCUUACCCUCAUUAGCUUCCCGUCGCGGUUGAUUGAGGAAAUUAUCAAGGUCAGACUGGAGUAUGCCAAGAAGAUGAAGGAGUCAGUCCAGCAUAACCACCUAAUGCAGGGCCAGAUGAUCUCGCAGUUUCAGGUGCUGCUGAAGCUGGCUAUCAAGAUCAAGGCGGAGUACACCACUAUUUCUCAGCCGGAGCCGGGCUGGGAUCUGCCCCCCUGCAUCGACGAGGAUUUUGACCGUGUCGUGCUCGAUGCGCUCAAGUACUACUUCAAAAUGCUCAACUGGAAGCUCAGCGCCAACAAGAAUACCUUCAAAGAGGCUGAGCUUUUGCUUCAAGAAUGGGGCUUCUGCAACGAGAUCGGAAGCCACCUAUCUUACGGCGAUGUUGAGGUAGCCGAGCAGUUUAGUGGGCUGACCUACAAGGCUUUCAACCGCCUGAACCAAACGUUCGAGAAGGAGCUUCAGAAGAGAGCUAAGGAGUCCGUGACAGAAAUGGGCAAGCGGUACAAGCAGACGCUUGACUCUGUGCGGCUGCGCCAGCGUAAGCUGCAGCGCUUCUCGAGGAUGCUGAGCGAUCAUUAUGAGAAUGCUUGUGACUUUGCCGUGGCGUUUGGGCCGGAGAGGCUGCAGGAGCUUUUGGAAAGGCUGGUUGAGUCGGGGCAUUUUCAGAUCAUUACCGGCAAUUCGGAGCAUGAUGGCGUGCUGAUUAUUGCAUCGCCGUCGCUUCGGAAUCGUGAAUCGGAGAUUCAGCGGCUAAUGAGCACCUUCUCGUAUGAGUCUGUGUCUGAGGACCCGACGGACCCUUACAUUCUCAUCCUCAAGGCCGAGCAGCAACCUGCGUGGUUCGGUCCUAGAUUACACUUACCUGUCCGCGAAGUACCUCUAGAUAUCAAGCUUGGCCAUCUCCGGCUCAUCGCUGGAGGCUCACAGUCGCGUCUCACCAACGCUAGGAAGGCCUUCCUCGACAACGUCGACAUGCACAUCGAUCUUGUCGUGGAGCAGCGGUCUAACCUUCACAAGGUCAAUAUGCGCAUGAUGGAGAUCCGGAAAGUCGCCUUCAAGCUGUCCAACGCCUACAUGGACAGCGUCGAGACCAUCCGCCGCCAGACCAAGGGCCAGAACCUCCAGGAGCUGAUCCAGACCUGCUUCAUCUUCGCCACCGAGUUUGGCCAGCGCUCCCUGCUGCUCAUGGACAACAACCGGCGCACGAUGAACAACAUGAAGCUGACCAAGCUUGCGCUAGACUGGGUAAAUUUUAUUUGCGAGGAUUGCAUCGCUAGUGACAGGAAGACGUUCCGCUGGACGGUGCAGGCGCUUGAGUUUGCCAACCUCAUGACCAGCGGGCGGAAUAUCCUCAUGCUCAGCGACGACGAGUGGGUCCGGCUGCGUGCCAACGUGGCAGGGUGCAUGGCACUUCUGAUCUCGCACUUCGACAUCAUGGGCGCGCGGUCUACCAUCGUCGCGGCCCAGGCCGAGCGUCAGCGCGUGGGAGAGCUUAGGGCGCAGCUCGAGCGGCUCGGCCAAGGCCAGUUUGUGGACGACGAGAUGUCAGCCAAGAUUGUGGAGCAGCGCCGUUUGGGGGAGCUCGCGGAUAUCGAGGAGAAACGCAAGCAGAUACUGCUCGAGCGCUCAGCGAUGGGCCGCGUGCUGGAGGUGUCGAAUGAGAUUGAUCGGACGCUGGCCUGGCUCUCGUCCACGGCGACGAACUUUACCAUGCGCUGGCAGCAGGGCAAUUUUGUGGGUGGCGGGACCUUUGGCAACGUGUAUGCGGCUAUGAACCUCGACACGGGCCAGUUGAUGGCUGUCAAGGAGAUUCGGCUGCAGGAUCCGAAGUUGAUCCCCCAAAUCGCGACGCAGAUUAGGGACGAGAUGAGGGUGCUGGAGGCGGUGGAUCAUCCGAAUGUGGUGUCGUACUAUGGGAUUGAGGUCCAUCGCGAUCGGGUGUACAUGUUCAUGGAGUACUGCUCAGGCGGGUCGUUGGCAAAUUUGCUCGAGCAUGGGCGCAUUGAGGAUGAGCAGGUCAUCAUGGUUUAUGCGCUGCAGUUGCUGGAGGGUCUGGCCUACUUGCAUGAGGUCAAGAUUGCCCAUCGGGAUAUAAAGCCGGAGAACAUCCUCCUCGACCACGACGGCGUAAUCAAAUACGUCGACUUCGGCGCAGCAAAGCUCAUCGCCCGCCAGGGCCGCACCAUGAUUAACCAGGACCUGACCUCCACUAAGCCCAACAAGUCCAUGACCGGCACCCCGAUGUACAUGUCGCCCGAGGCCGUUAAGGGCGAGAACACGGGUCACUUCGGCGCCGUCGACAUCUGGUCCCUAGGCUGCGUCAUCCUCGAGAUGGCUACCGGCCGUAGACCCUGGUCAAACCUGGAUAAUGAAUGGGCCAUCAUGUAUAACAUUGCGCAGGGGAAUGCGCCGCCGCUGCCGACAACGGAUCAGCUUUCGCCACAGGGGAUCGAUUUCCUCAAGAGAUGUUUUGAGCGGGAUCCUGCCAAGCGCGAUACGGCGAUGGAUCUGUUGCAGCAUGAAUGGAUCAUGACCAUCAAAAAUCGGGUCGUGGAUCCGCCGGCUACGCCGAGCAGUGAGGCUAGUGCGAUGCUAGGGGGUCCUGCGGGAGGAGGAGGAGGACCGGGGACGGCGUCGAUGAAGAGUGUGGUUUCGAUUGAUGGGUCAGGACCGCAGCCUCCGUCGGGACAGGUGACGGGGAUGGGGACGGGGAGAAGCGUGCAGCUUGAGCCCGGACCUCUGCUGAGGAUGGAUCAAGUGGGAACUUGA